Messenger RNA from Seriola dumerili (greater amberjack), 903 nucleotides. Its product is annotated as protocadherin beta-18-like. Gene Ontology annotation, biological process: homophilic cell-cell adhesion. The coding region runs from base 1 to 903 and encodes 300 amino acids. Gene Ontology annotation, cellular component: plasma membrane. Lineage: Eukaryota; Metazoa; Chordata; Actinopteri; Carangiformes; Carangidae. The transcript is spliced from 3 exons. Gene Ontology annotation, molecular function: calcium ion binding. The record is from RefSeq and is a predicted model, not a curated record.
AUGGUGGACUCUCAGAUUCAGGUCAGCUAUUCUAUUAACGAGGAAAUGUCAGUGGGUUCCGUAGUCGGAAAUGUAGCAGAGGAUUUGGGUUUAGAUGUAGAGAGACUAAAAACACGUAAUGCUCGUGUCUACUUUGGUGACAGCAGAGAAUACAUUGAGCUGAAUAAAGCCAGGGGAGUCCUCCUUAUCAAAGAAAGAAUAGACAGAGAGACGCUGUGCGGACAGACGAUUCCUUGUGCUCUGCACUUUCAAAUUAUUUUAGACAAACCCAUCGAAUUUUACAGGAUAAUAGUUGAGAUCGUAGAUAUUAAUGACAACCCCCCAGCCUUUGAGAAAGGUGACAUUAAAUUUAAAAUAAGCGAGUCUGCAGUCACCGGAUCGAAAUUUGAUUUGGAAGGGGCGGUGGAUUUAGAUGUUGGAAAUAAUGGUCUCCAAACCUACCGCCUGGAACCGACUGAAAAUUUUGUUCUAAAACUACACAAUCAAGCAGACGGCUCCAGGAAUGUCGAGAUGAUUUUGAAACAACCUCUUGACAGGGAGAAAAACGAGCAUUUGUCUCUAGUGUUGACGGCCGUGGAUGGAGGAGAACCUCGGAUGUCUGGAACAAUGCAGAUUCUUAUUAUAGUGUUAGAUGUCAAUGAUAACGCACCCAUUUUCACAAAGCCAAUAUAUAAAGCCACCGUGGCAGAAAAUUCACCAAAAGGCACAGUUGUGACCACAGUUAGUGCAUCCGAUGCAGAUCACGGAUCAAAUGGAAGAAUAACAUAUUCGAUCAGAAAUACUUUAGAUGAUGUCAGACAUUUGUUUGCGGUGAAUGAACAUACUGGCGAGGUUAGAUUGAUUGGAAAUAUUGACUACGAAAAAUCACGAAAUUAUCAAAUAAAUUUACGUGCAAUCUACUGA